Uloborus diversus is the source of this 995-nucleotide messenger RNA. RefSeq names its product MARVEL domain-containing protein 1-like. The coding region runs from base 1 to 654 and encodes 217 amino acids. Gene Ontology annotation, cellular component: membrane. The transcript has 6 exons. Lineage: Eukaryota; Metazoa; Arthropoda; Arachnida; Araneae; Uloboridae. The record is from RefSeq and is a predicted model, not a curated record.
AUGAGGAGCCGGUCGACGGUGUCUCCAAAAUGGCGGCUCCGCCUCCAGGUUUCCAGGACACGAUGCAGGCGGCCGCCACGAUGUCUCAGGCGGCCGCCUACAUGCAGCAGCCGGGCGGCGUGCCGCCCCCCGCCCGCUCAGGGCGGGAAGGGCGCCGCCGUCAGCAUCCGCUUCGACCCCUCCUACCUGAAGACCACCUCCGGAAUACUCAAAGUCCUCGAAUGCGUGAAUAACGUGGUCGGCAUGAUCUGCAUCAUGGCCUCUUCGUGCUCGUGGUGCAGCAACAGCAACUGGUUCAACUUCGUGGCGUCGACGGGGCUGACGGUGACGCUGCUGCUCCUGCUGCUCUACUUCUUCCACCUCGUCGAGCGGCUCAAGUUCGUGCCCUGGCUCGCCAUCGAGCUGCUGUACGGGGCCACGUGGACGCUGUUCUACAUGAUAGCGGCGCUCGUCGUCGCCGUCAAAGGAGGAAGGGAUGACGCCUGGGCAGCUGCCGGGUUCUUCGGGUUCGUGGGCGCCAUCUUGUACGCAGCGGACUGCUACAACAAGUACAAGAGCUGGCGGGACGGCGUUCCGGCGCAGGGGGAGAAGCAGCUGGGAGCCAUGGGGAUGCCCCCCGUCUCGCCCUCCGGCGCCAACUACGCCGCCUACUGAGGUGCAGGAAGGACCCCGUUUCCCUCUGAUGACAAAGUUGCUGCCGAUUUGUGGGCAGCAACACUCACACCUGCUUCCCUUAUGGAACGGAACAGAGGCACCAAGCAGCGUUCGAAACAGACCACUGGAAACAUCGCUUCGAACGCGCUUCUGCCGCAGAAAGAACACUGUAGAAACUAUAUAAAAAGAACCCCGGGCAACCCCAGUAGAACUACGGUGCAUGGAAUAAAAAUCGAACAGUCUAGUUCCUCCCCCCGAACGGUGACUUCACUCUCAUAUUGACUGUAUCUAGGAAUCUUAGCUUCUUUCGUUGUGUGUGGCCUCGUGCCGCCAUCUAGUAG